Sturnus vulgaris (Common starling) is the source of this 4643-nucleotide messenger RNA. It is a transcript of the gene NSD3, whose product is annotated as nuclear receptor binding SET domain protein 3. Gene Ontology annotation, molecular function: histone methyltransferase activity; protein binding. Gene Ontology annotation, cellular component: nucleus. The record is from RefSeq and is a predicted model, not a curated record. Lineage: Eukaryota; Metazoa; Chordata; Aves; Passeriformes; Sturnidae.
CGCCGCCGCCUUUGUCUGCGCGGGGCCGGGCGGACGCGGCGGGGCCGUGAGAAUGGAACUGACUGAAGGCCCUAUGAGAAAAAGGGAAAGCUAAGGAUGCUGGAGCAGAACAAUGGAUUUCUCUUUCUCUUUCAUGCAAGGGAUCAUGGGAAACACAAUUCAGCAACCACCUCAACUCAUUGACUCGGCCAACAUCCGCCAAGAGGAGGCCUUUGAUGGCAGCAGUGACACUGCCGAGGAUGGGGCCCGGACGCCGUACGAGGCCGCGCUGCAGCAAGGCUUCCAGUACCCCCCGGCAGAGGAGCUGCCCCCGCUCAGCAACGGCUACGCCCCGGCCAUGGGCAUGUACGAGCCCCAGGGCAAAUUCCAGAGCUACCCUCAGUACCCCAACGGCUCGGCCAAUGGCUUUGGCAGCGGCAGGAACUUCAGUCCCCCCGAGUAUUACCAAAUGGAGAACUCCAACGCCAGGCCCCACGAAGCUCUGGAAAAGCCUUCCCCUCCCCAGCCGCCGCCUCCAGCACCACCUUCAGCGCCACAAGUGGGCAUUCCAAAGAAGACUGGCUCACCAGAGAUCAAACUCAAAAUAACCAAAACUAUCCAGAACGGCAGGGAAUUGUUUGAGUCCUCCCUGUGUGGGGACCUGUUGAAUGAAGUCCAAGCGAGGGAAUACGCUAAGGCAAAACAUGAAGGGAGGAAAGAGAAAAGGAAAAAAAGUAGCAAGCAUGACUCUUCCCGGUCGGAAGAGCGCAAGUCACACAAAAUUCCAAAAUUAGAACCAGAGGAGCAAAAUAGACCAAACGAGAGGCUUAGCACACUCUCUGAGAGACCAAGAGAAGAUGCAGUACUGGAGGAAGCCCCGGUGCAGCCGCUCGUGCCGUCCCUUCCAGCACAGGUCACCCACGACGUCAAGUUCCAGGUUGGGGAUCUGGUUUGGUCCAAGGUGGGGACGUACCCCUGGUGGCCUUGCAUGGUGUCCUGUGAUCCACAGCUUGACGUGCAUACCAAAAUUAACACAAGAGGUGCCCGGGAAUACCACGUGCAGUUCUUCAGCAACCAGCCAGAGCGAGCCUGGGUGCACGAGAAGCGUGUCCGGGAGUACCAAGGGCACAAACAGUACGAGCAGUUACUGGCUGAGGCAGCCAAGCAAGCCAGCAACCACUCUGAGAAGCAGAAGAUUCGCAAGCCGCGGCCGCAGAGGGAGCGAGCGCAGUGGGACAUCGGCAUUGCCCACGCCGAGAAGGCGCUGAAGAUGACCCGGGAGGAGAGGAUAGAACAGUACACCUUCAUUUACGUGGACCAAGAGCCAGAGGAGGCUUUGGCCAAAGCCAAAAAGACUGCAGCCUCCAAAUCGGAGGCCAAGAAGAACCGGCGGCCGAAGGCAGCGCCGAGCACGCAGCCGGAGCACGGCAGCGCGGGGACAGGGACGGGGACGGCGCCAGGGCCGGGCUCGUCACCCUCCCACGCCGAGGCACGCAGGCAGGGCCAGCGCAGGCAGCCCAGCGGCGAGGAGGAGGAGGCACCGCCCGUGAAGAUCGCCUGGAAAACAGCUGCAGCCAGGAAGUCCCUACCAGCUUCAAUAACCAUGCACAACCUGGAUCUGCAAAAGUGUAACAUGUCUCCGGUUGUUAAAAUUGAACAGGUUUUUGCCCUUCAGAAUGCUGCUGGGGAUGGAAAACUCAUCGAUCAAUUUGUUUAUUCCACCAAGGGAGUUGGUAACAAAACAGAAAUAAGCGUCAAAGGACAAGAGAAGCUCAAUUCUUCAUCAGCACAGAGAAGUGAAAAAGCAGUGGUGCAAAAUGCUUCCUCUCCUGAGACAACUUCUGGGCUAGCAGGUUCUGUAGAAAAGAAGCAACAGAGAAGAUCGAUUCGAACCCGCUCCGAGUCUGAGAAAUCCACUGAAGUUGUGCCAAAGAAGAAGAUCAAAAAGGAGCAGGUUGAAGCUGUCCCACUGGCAGCAGUGAAGACGGGGCUGCAGAAAGGUGCCAGUGAGAUUUCAGACUCCUGUAAACCCUUAAAGAAGAGAAGUCGUGCCUCUACAGACAUGGAACUGACCAGCUCAGCCUACAGGGACACAUCUGACUCUGAUUCCAGAGGACUCAAUGAUUUACAGGGCAGUUUUGGGAAGCGCUCAGACAGCCCCUCAGCCACUGCUGAUGCUGAUGCCUCGGAUGUGCAGUCGGUGGACUCCAGCUUAUCCAGGAGAGGAACUGGAACAAGUAGAAAAGACACUGUUUGUCAGAUCUGUGAGAGCUCUGGCGAGUCUCUGCUGGCCUGCGAGGGGGAGUGCUGCAGCAUGUUCCACCUGGAGUGUCUGGGCCUGAAGGCUGUGCCUGAGGAAAAGUUCAUCUGCACCGAGUGUAAGAACGGAGAGCACACGUGCUUUUCCUGCAAGCUCCCUGGCAAGGACGUGAAGCGCUGCUCUGUCAGCACGUGUGGCAAGUUCUACCACGAGUCCUGUGUGCGCAAGUUUGCCACGGCCCUGUUCGAGUCCCGCGGCUUCCGCUGCCCCCAGCACUGCUGCACGGCCUGCUCCAUGGACAAGGACAUGCACAAGGCCAGCAAGGGUCGCAUGGCGAGAUGUCUGCGCUGCCCCGUGGCCUAUCACUCUGGAGACGGCUGCAUCGCUGCAGGAAGCUUGUUUGUGUCAUCCCACAUCCUCAUCUGUAGUAACCAUUCCAAAAGGACUCACUCCUCAUCAGCUGUAAAUGUAGGCUUUUGUUUCGUUUGUGCAAGAGGGCUGGUAGUGCAGGACCAUUCAGACCCCCUGUUCAGUUCCUAUGCCUAUAAGUCCCACUACCUACUGAAUGAGUCAAAUCGUGCUGAGUUGAUGAAAUUACCUAUGAUUCCUCCUCCUUCGUCAGCUUCCAAAAAGAAAUGUGAGAAAGGUGGCAAACUGUUGUGCUGUGAGUCCUGCCCAGCUUCCUUCCACCCCGAGUGUCUCAGCAUAGAAAUGCCUGAGGGAUGCUGGAAUUGCAAUGACUGUAAAGCUGGCAAGAAGCUGCGGUACAAGCAGAUCGUUUGGGUCAAGCUUGGAAAUUACAGGUGGUGGCCAGCAGAGAUCUGCAAUCCCAGGUCUGUGCCUCUCAACAUACAGGGCCUCAAACAUGAUAUCGGGGACUUCCCAGUAUUUUUCUUUGGUUCACAUGACUACUAUUGGGUACACCAGGGCAGAGUUUUCCCUUAUGUUGAAGGAGAUAAAAGCUUUGCUGAGGGGCAAACUAGUAUUAACAAGACCUUCAAGAAAGCACUUGAAGAAGCAGCAAAGCGUUUCCAGGAACUGAAAGCACAAAGAGAAAGCAAAGAGGCAUUGGAAAUUGAAAGGAAUUCAAGGAAACCUCCGCCCUAUAAACACAUUAAAUCCAACAAGGUGAUCGGGAAGGUUCAGAUCCAGGUGGCCGACCUGUCAGAGAUCCCGCGCUGUAACUGCAAACCCUCGGACGAGAAUCCCUGCGGGCUGGAGUCCGAGUGCCUCAACAGGAUGCUGCAGUACGAGUGCCACCCGCAGGUGUGCCCGGCCGGGGAGCGCUGCCAGAACCAGUGCUUCACCAAGAGGCUCUACCCCGACGCCGAGAUCAUCAAAACCGAGCGCCGCGGCUGGGGGCUGCGCACCAAGAGGAGCAUUAAAAAGGGUGAAUUUGUCAAUGAGUAUGUUGGGGAGUUGAUUGAUGAGGAGGAGUGCAGGCUGCGGAUCAAACGUGCUCACGAGAACAGUGUCACCAAUUUUUAUAUGCUGACUGUAACCAAGGACCGAAUAAUAGAUGCUGGCCCAAAGGGGAACUACUCUCGUUUUAUGAACCAUAGUUGUAACCCAAACUGUGAAACACAGAAGUGGACAGUGAAUGGUGACAUUAGAGUUGGACUGUUUGCUCUUUGUGACAUUCCUGCAGGAAUGGAGUUAACAUUCAAUUACAACCUGGACUGCCUGGGCAAUGGCAGGACCGAGUGUCACUGUGGAGCAGAGAACUGCAGCGGCUUCCUGGGCGUGCGUCCCAAGACAGCAUUUGCAACAGCAAACGAAGAGAAGGUGAAAAAUGCAAAAUUAAAGCAGAAGAAACGGAAAAUAAAAACAGAACAGAAGCAAAUGCAUGAAGAUAACUGUUUCCAGUGUGGAGAUGGGGGAGAGCUGGUCAUGUGUGAUAAGAAGGACUGUCCCAAAGCAUACCACCUCCUAUGCCUUAACCUGACUCAACCACCUUUUGGAAAGUGGGAAUGUCCAUGGCAUCAGUGUGACAUCUGUAGCAAUCCUGCCGUGUCCUUCUGUGAGUUUUGCCCCCAUUCCUUCUGCAAGGAUCACGAGAAGGGAGCCCUGGUGCCGUCGGCGCUGGACGGCCGCCUCUGCUGCUCCGCACACGACCCCAAAUCUCCUGUGGCACCCGAGUACUGGAGCAAGAUCAAGUGCAAAUUGGAAGCACAGAACGCUGUGGAAGAGGCAAAGGAGUGAAUUUGGUUAAAGACAAACACGGGAGGGGAGAAGAGGGGCAGCAGGCGAUGAACUCAGAGAUUGCCAUGCCACACUCGGCUUUGUCCUCGGGGCCGUCACGUGUGAGCUGGAACGGGACCAUUGAGCGAGGAGGACCAGGCACUGGUGUUUGCUUUUUAUUGUUUGGUCUUUCUUUUACCCUUGAAUGUGCUACAGCAGCUCU